Molecule: messenger RNA, 8294 nt
Organism: Vespa velutina
Lineage: Eukaryota; Metazoa; Arthropoda; Insecta; Hymenoptera; Vespidae
Gene: Sesn
Product: sestrin homolog
Exons: 11
Coding region: 2072-4885 (937 amino acids)
Biological process (GO): negative regulation of TORC1 signaling; cellular response to L-leucine; positive regulation of macroautophagy
Cellular component (GO): nucleus
Molecular function (GO): L-leucine binding; oxidoreductase activity, acting on peroxide as acceptor
Source: RefSeq, a predicted model, not a curated record
UAUAUAUAUAUUUAUGUUAUAUAUAUACAUAUAUAUAUAAUACACACACAUACACACACACACACACACAGGAGUUUUAGUCUCUUUUGUAAAUACUAUUUUCCAUAAUUAAGAGUUUAAGGGGAUUCCCUUUUUUGCAAAGAAAAGUCUUAUUCUACUAUAAUAAGAUAAUAGAAAUCGAUCAAACGUUUGUAAAUUAAAUAUAGAUCGUUGUAGUACAUAAUUCCGUGCUAAAUAUAUAGGUAGGAAAGAGGGUAAAUAACAUAAUAAUUACUCAAUUGAAUAAAUCUAGGAAUAAAUUGAAUUCAUGUGUAAUUAAAAGUUUCAUCGAAAUUUAUGUUAUGGUAGGAUCACAAAUACAUAGAAAUUCUGACACUCGAAACGGAUAGAGAAAAGAAUAUAAAAAGGUAAAUGAAAAUCUGUUGUUAAAUCUUUUGAAAAAAAAUGAAAAAAAGGAAAGUAGGCGAAUGUUUAUAAAUCAAUUGUUAUGAGUAUCCUGUGGUUGUAUACACCUUGUAAUUAUAUACAAUUGUUAAAAUAAAAAUUGAAAAAAGAAAUAAAUAAAUAAAAAAUAUCUUUUCUCCGUGGAGUUGAUAAAAAUGUCUUAAAUGUAAAGAUGGCGAGGCGGGAAAUUUGAAAUUGAAUUGAUCGGGAGGAUGUAGGGUGAAGAGAAUGGUCGAAUAACGAAAGGCGGUUCUCGUUCGCAAGCCGUCGAUAGGCCUAUCGAUCCUGUUGCUAGGCGGUAGAAUGGGAGGGCGUUCGAGUGUCGUGGUUAGAUUCCCGUGUUUCCCGCCAGAUGUCGUUGCGGUAGCGCGCGGCUCGCUCGCGGAGUGACAGCUCGGCGAGAACUGUCAGCCGGAGCGCGUUUACGCGGCCGUUUCUGUUGGAAAUAAGGAUACGAUCGGUCUUCGAAUCGGCAAGGUGUAAGCGCGAAAACGGGCUGGCAAAAAGGAUCGUAUCGCGGAGACGUAAUUUCGAUUUGUAUCGACUUUGAAAAUCGGGAGGUCUCGUACCUAACGGUGGGCGUGCACGCAGGAGGGAACGGCUCGCCGGCUCGGUCAGUCUACUGGAAGAUUCCAUUGUGUGAGAGUGGGCUUUGAAAAAGUUUCGGCUGGAAGGAGCUACGUUGCUUUCGCGCCUUUCGCAGCCUUCUCUUUGCUGGAUCGAUCAAGAAGAAAAAAAAGUCGAGGUGUCAAAUGGAUUAAUCAACGAAAACCAGAUCCGAUCAUUCUCGUGACAGAAACUCUCAAAUUGGCGAGGUCAAUCAUUUCGCGACGUAACGAUGUAAAGAAAAAAUGUAACUCGUCGUUUUGAAGAGAGAAUAGCAAGAGGAAGACAACGAAGAGAAAGAAACAAUAAAAGAAAGAAAGAAAGAAAGAAAGAAAGAGAAAAACAAAACAAAAAAGAGAAAAAAAGGUUCGUAAAUGACAUCGUUGGUGAGUCGAUCAAGAAAGGAAUCGAUAGAUCGGUGGUAAAAUACUCUGUUACUUUUCAAAGUCGGUAAAAUCUUUCCCGGAGGAGAAACGAAUUUUACGGUCGAUUCUCACGGCAAAACGCGACGAAACGAGCGUAAUUACAAGUGGAUAAUAUAAACCUUUCGUGCGCCUUCCUUCUUUCUUUUUUUUUUUUAUUUAUUUUGUUUCUUUUACCCUCCCUUUCACAUUCUGUUUUUCGCGAAGCAAGCUCUCGUGGCGAAAAAUGUUACGCUCGCUAGCGUAUUUCAAAGGACCGAUUUGUUAUAUCAUCGUAAAAGUAUAAGAUCGAUAAUACGUCGGAAAAUAUAUUUGAUAUUUUGUCGAAUUUUGCAAAAUUUUUCCUUUGCAGUUUCGUAGCUGUUUCGUUUUUGGUUUGGAGAAGGAAGGGGAAGAAAGGGGGAGAUAAGGAGAGAAAGAGAGAAAGAGAGAGAGAGGAGAGAAUUAUCGAGAGAAACUCGAGCCGUCUGGAGUAUUCGUCCUUAGAUUAAAGUCGAGCUCGUUCGAUAUUCGAACGUAUUCUUGAAAGAUUUGCUUUUGAGAGCAAAGAAAAAGAGAAAGAUAAGAAGAAAAAGAAGAAGAAAAAAAUCCUAACCAAGAUGUACAGCGAUCCGAAUAUUUGUGGGAUUGGAGCGUCGACGAAGGGAGACGAGGUCGAAUUGGUGAGCAGGUUUCUGGCACCUCUUUGCGCGAGGGACGAGGCAGCGAGGAACAUUGCUUUGGCGGCUGCCAGGAGUACAGUCGAGGGAUGGCUUGGAGGUGUUGGGAGUCCAAAUCAAUGGGAGGAAACUACCGGUGCGAUGAAGGACAACGUAGCUUCCGGAAAGUUCAAGGGUCAGGAUGGAAGGUACGAUAUGAGCAUCGAGCGUUCACCCUCAAAAUCGACUCCGAAGAAUGUAGAGGAACAAGCGGCAUCUCCGGAUACCUUCAGAAGCGACUGCUUUUUUCCGCAAAGUGUUACGGAAAAUCCUGUCUUUCCGGAGGACGGUGGUUCCGAAAGUACGGAAAGAUAUCCCUCGGGUUCGUUCGAUUGUGUAGACGGCCGUUUGGGUUCAAACGAAAGUUCGAGCUUCGGGACACCGGUCGAAAGAAGAAGAUACAUGGGCGGUGAUUCUACGGACGGGAACAGAUCGGGUCGUUCUACUUCCUCGGACGAGGGGAAAGGUUUAAGGAUCGAACAAUUGGCUGGCAAGUGUCGCAGGUUCAAGGACGGGAGUGAGAGCCGUUUCGGUUCUAGCUGUGACAGCGAGAGAAAGUAUUUGAUUUCGUCGUCGAACGAGAGGUUGAAUGAGUUAAGCCAAGAGGAUAGGAUACCGAGAACAAAGAAUUAUAUCAAGGUGAAGGGAGCGAAGCAAAGACAACCAGAGGAGGACGAGUUGGAUUUGGACACUAGGAUCUACGGGAAGAGUCCAAAGUUCGACGAGAAUCUUGGCAAUGCUUUCUUCGAUCGUAGAAACGUUAAUUUCCGUUCUAAGAGCAGCGAUCUUCUCGAGCGAAGGUAUCGAGAUGAAACGGAUAUCACAGGGAGAUCACGCGAAAGAGUCGUUUUCAAUACACUCGACGGAUUUGAUAACGAGAAUGCAAACGAAAUUUAUCGGGAAAAUGAGAUUCUCAUUGAAGAUGCGAAUCUUGAAAAUUCAGAAGACGAUCUCGAGGAUGGUCGUGCCAGUUGGCGAAGGUACGAACAGGACCAGGAUUGCCUUAGAAAGAACGACGAGAGAAAGUUCAGCGCCGGUCAAAUAAAAAGACCUCUCUCGCAGGACGAAGACAUUUCAUCAAAGAGUGGUAGAGUUCUCGAUAGUCCCGAGGUUACUCCUGGUGAUGUAGGAAGGAUGCUUAAUCUUGGAAAUGCACUCGAUGGCCCGAGGCAAACUCAAGCAAACAAGUAUCUUAGCCUGGUGACGCUUCAUUUGCCGGUAAUACUCAGGCUCAGCGUUAAUUGUCCUUUUCAAAACGUCAGGAUAAAAUGUGCUGAGAUACUGGAAAUGGUCAAGGAUAGAGGAUUACCAGUACCAGAACCGGCCUUCGAUGGACCUAGUGCCUUCGUUCCCACCUCCGAGUUGCCGGAUCUGAACAACCUCGAUGAAAAGACACGCAUAUUGUUGAUGGAUGCUUUCCUUCAGAACAACAGAUUGGACCAUGUCUCCAGGGUAAUGUCAUCGCAUCCCUUGUAUUUAGACCACUUCCUUCGAACUCAAAAUUUCAUCCUUAGGGGUGAUGGACCGCUUCCUUACGAUUACAGACAUCUCAUAGCCAUUAUGGCCGCGGGUAGGCACCAGUGCAGCUAUCUGAUAAACCUGCAGAAGGGAGAGUUUCUUCUUCAGGGUGGUGACCCCUUGUGGCUUCAAGGUUUGAGAUCGAUCCCACGGAAGCUUCAAGAUCUCUAUGAGAUCAAUAAAAUCUUAGCUCACAGGCCGUGGCUUCUAAAUAAAACGCACAUAGAGAAACUGACCAAAGGCGCGGACAAUUGGUCCUUGGCCGAAGUCGUCCAUGCGAUAGUCCUUUUGGCCCAUUUUCAUUCGUUGUCAUCGUUUGUUUUCUCAUGUGGAAUUAACGAAGAAUUGGACAACGUAACUGGCCAUCAUUACAAGGAAAAUAUACAAGACAAUAGCAAUAAAGUGCCACCUGCCAAAGAAAAACUUUCUAGUAAUCCCAAGGAAAUACCCAAUGGCGACGGCAAGACUGAAAACGUACCGUCGCCGCCAUCGUCGCCUAGCAUAGUUGGUGAACAAGAGGUCGGUGUGGAAACUUUAAUGGAACGAAUGAAACGGCUUUCCGAAAAAUCCGAGUCUUAUCAAAUAACGCAAGAGGAAUUAUCGAAAAGAUUUGAAACGGUCGAAACGCAAUCAGCCGAAUUGGCAGCUGCACCUCAAAGGAGUAGCAGCAUUCUUGAUUCCGACAUCGGCCUCUUCAUCGACGAUCCUACCUUCAUAUAUCAAGAUUUUGCUAAGCGAGGUCAACUGAACGACAUACCGACCUUCCGCGUACAAGACUAUUCCUGGGAUGACCACGGUUACUCGUUGGUGAAUCGACUUUACAACGAUGUGGGCAAUUUCCUAGACGACAAGUUCAAGACGACUUACAAUCUGACGUAUUACACUAUGGGUACGCAUAGUAAGGUCGACACAUCUCGUUUUAGACGAGCAAUAUGGAACUACAUCCAAUGUAUGUUCGGAAUAAGACACGAUGACUACGAUUACAAUGAGGUUAAUCAACUCCUCGAACGAAGUCUUAAGACCUUUAUCAAGAGCGCUGUCUGUUAUCCGGAACGCGUUACUAAGAAGGAUUAUGAUCGUGUCAUGAGGGAGUUCAAGCAUAGUGAAAAGGUGCACGUGAACUUGAUGAUAUUGGAAGCACGCAUGCAGGCAGAAUUAUUGUAUGCUUUACGUGCUGUAAUGAGAUAUAUGACCUAAAUGAAGACCAAAUCGGGUCCCAUCGUUCGCUUGGUGGUUGGAUCUGUCCUGGUCAAUCGGCUCGUUUAUUAGAAUCUUUCUUAUUCUGAUUUUUGUAAUUCUCUUCUUUUUUUUUCUUUUUUUUUUUUUUUUUUAAAUUUUUUGUUUGUUUGUUAAAUUAUUAUUUUUUACGUUUCGAGUCGUGUGAUGUUUAUUUAGCGAGGCUUUUGUACCCGGUAGAGAAAGGAUAAUGAGCAAACGUGACACCGGUACACGUGAUUUGCGCAUGAAAAAUGAAAAACGCGUCAAACGUACAAGACACAACACACGGAAACGCAUAUUACAGGAUAUCAGAGAAAGAGUAAUAUGUAGAUACAACAUUGAAGAAAUUAUACGCGUUUUUCUUGGAUCUUUCGCUUUUCCAAGAGUUUAUCAGUUAAUCGUUAGCUUGAGCUUGCGUUGAUGAUUGAGGAAAAGACAAAGCAAAUGCCUCGAAAAAAGAUGGAGAACAGAUCGUUCGAAAUGAUCCUCGAUAAAAUUCUUCGUCGCUGGAAUCGAAAAUCGAAAUUAUUGUAAGAAUGAAAGCUCUGAGAGCAAUGGAAAGAUUACGAGAAGAAGAGAUGAUAUAUCAUCAAUUGUUUUAUAGAUAGAAAGACUCGCGUUUUUUUUCUUUUUUUUUUUUUUUUUUUUUUUUUUUGAUGUGUGACAGCCAUAUACGUUCGGCUGUAUUUUUUUCUUCUUUUCUUUUCUUUUCUUUUCUUUUCUUUUCUUUUCUUUUCUUUCUUUCGCUAAUCCAUCGGAAUAUAAAGUUUGUAAGGAUGCAGCGAAAGAAAUUAAUAUUGAAAAGGUGUGCUUCUUUAUUAUUAUCUCUUGGCGAAAAAAAAAACUUCUUCGAUAUCAUAAAAUUUUCUAUAUUUUUCAAAUGUACGAUAUACGUUAUAAUACCAAGAAAACAUAAAGAGAUAGAAAAAGAGAAGGGCGCGAAGGGGGCCUGAAAUUGGAAUUAAAAUGAAAGACCACCGAUCUUUUUGGGAAUAUCAAUACAUAAUAAGGCAUCGAAUUAUGUGCGCGCUUAUCAACGAAUUUCAUGCCUUUAAGCGAUCGGUAGCGUUGAUACAGGUAAUUCCCGUCUUUUACGAAUUUAUUCGUUCUGAUCUCUUUCUUUUAAAGUGAGAACUAACAUUUUCCGUAGACGGCAAUGUAAUAAAUGUAUGUCUUUUGUUCCUGACAAUUAAUAUUUCCCAUCGGAAAUCUUAAUAAUUUUAAGUGUAGUAUACCUUUUUUUAAAAGUAUUAUAUAUCAUUUAAAGGAAAAAAAGAAGGAAAAAAAAAAUAAACAAAAAAUUAAAAAAAAAAAAAAAAAAGAAAAAAGCAGAAAAAAGAAAAAAUUUGUGCAUAGUUGGUAAUUCGUAAAGUGGGAAGUAUCUGUAAUAUUUUAAUGAUUUGUUCGCGUUGUUGAUGGAGAAGUGAACGUGCUGAAAUUUAUAACAUCUCGAAAUCGGCAGAUGUAAUUUCUCGCAACGGCAAAUGUAAUUUUCGCUAGGAGAAAAAAGAGAAAAACAGAGAAAGUGAGAGAAAGAGAGCGAGAGAGAGAGAGAGAGAGAGAGAGAGAGAGAGAGAGAGAGAGAGAGAGAGAGAGAGAGAGAGAGAGAGAGAGAGAGAAGAGGAAAGAAAGGAGGAAGUAGUAUAUAAAACAGAAGAAAAGAAAGUUAGGAGAGAACGGAGAGGCUGUUUUAAAAAAUCAAAUUCACAUAAGUCGUUUUAUGAUACACGAAGAUUAAGGAAUAAAACGUGGCACAAACUAUACACGCGAAAUAUACGUUCUGUGAUGGCAUAUAAAUAUUAUAUAACAAAUACACGUACAUACGUACAUACAUACAUACACGUAACAUACACGUAUACAUACAUGCAUACAUACACGUAUACAUACAUGCAUACAUACACGUAUACAUACAUGCAUACAUACACGUAUACAUACAUGCAUACAUACACGUAUACAUACAUGCAUACGUACAUACAUGCAUACAUACACGCAUAUAUACGCGCAUCAUAAGCGCAUACAUAAGCGCAUAUAUAAGCGCAUACAUAAGCGCAUACAUAAGCGCAUACAUAAGCGCAUACAUAAGCGCAUACAUAAGCGCAUACAUACGCGCAUCAUAAGCGCUACAUAAGCGCUACAUAAGCGCAUACAUACGUGCAUACAUACGCGCAUACAUACACGCAUACAUACACGCAUACAUACCUAUGAACACACUAUUAUUAUUCUUGCAUGAACGAUCAAAUAUGCAUACAUUUACACAAAAGUGCGGACACACAACAUGACAAGCAAACAAACACAAAGAGAAAAGACGUAUAUACGCACGCUCGUUAUUUACGUUCGACAUAAGAGGAGAAAAGAAAGAAAGAGCAUGAGAGAGAGAGAGAGAGAGAGAGAGAGAGAGAGAGAGAGAGAGAGAGAGAGAGAGAGAGAGAGAGAGAGAGACGGGGAGAGAGAGAGAGAGAGAGAGAGAGAGAGAGAGAGAGAGAGAGAGAGAAUGCGUGAAUGUGUGAGAGAAGAGAUAUUUGUCGUAUUAUACGUGCGAGAGGAAUAUAUUGAAGAUUAUGUAGCGUUUGUAAUUAGAGGUGUCUCUUUAUUAUAUAACAAUGUAUGUACGUGCUCUAAAUCACGAGAGCAUGAUUCUCGUAUAAUGAUUCGGAGCAACUCAAGGUUUCUAGGAUGAUCGGUGGAUCGCUGGAUCGCAGACUUUUUCAUAUUAUAAUAUCAUUAAGAAAAUUUAAGAAAUUUCGAAAGACUUAAAAAGAUUAAACGAUUGCUUUAAGUAGUAUUUUUUGUACGAGUGCAAAGAGAAAUUUUCGUUCGAAAAUUUUUUAAAUUAUCCUUUGUAAAUGAAACAAAAAGAAAGAGGGAGGAAGGAAGGGUGAAAGAGAGAGAGAGAGGGAGGUAUAGAUUUUUUGAAAAAAUCUGUUAUCCAGCUUUCUUUUCUUGACAUCGAUGAAACGAGGCGAAACUAAAAGAGAAAGAACGGUGAAAGCUUUUGACCAACAUUGACACCGUUUAAUCGCUUUAAACGGUGUCUACAUAUCACUUGGAGAGUUUACGAAAGAACGACUCCUCGAUCGUGGAGCUCCUCGGUCUUGGCGCCAAUGCAUGGCCGUAAAACAACGGUACAAUCGUUUCAUGCUUAUCUCACUCGGCACGUACCCAAAUCGAACGAGAACACUCUUUUUAGUCUUUGCGUCGAAACGACGAAUCCAUAAAUUACUAUAUAAUUUUUUUUUUUCCAAAUUUAUCGAUUACUUUCACAAUUGUUCGUAAUUAUUCGUAAUGUAUAAAGACGGAUCCGAUAUCUCGUCGCAUCGAGAUUACAUUUUAUUUCAGAAUUAUUUAUAUACGCAGUUGAAGAUUCGUAAAUAAUAUAUCUAUAAACGCG